UCUACAACGUGUUUCUUCGGAUUAAACCCAUCGCUGUUUGAAUAAAGUUUUUCAAAUGAAAACAAACAUGGCCGCUUCCGUAUCGCGUGUUAUAUAGCAAAGUCCCUUUGGUUUUUGCUUAUCAAAAAAAAAAAUAAUAAUAGAUGUGACGAGUUUUCUUCCAGCCUAACAAUAUUUGCCCCAUCUGAAGCAAGGAUGAGCCGCUCCACCAGCCUCCUACAGCAGAUGACCAUAUUCACGACCGUAGUGACCGGCGGCGGAUGUGCUAUGAUGUAUUACCUCAUGCAGAAAAAUUUCGCUAAAUCAGAGCAUUACCAACUUGCCCUUGAACAGCUGAACAAUAAUUCCACAGCCAUGGCCAGUCUGGGUGCUCCUCCUCUGAAGAUACACAACAUCCAUUUAUCUGACCGACACAACCGCAUUGACCACAGCAGCGCUCAGCUAAAGAUCCCAGUUACCGGGUCAAAGAAUGGAGGUUACCUUUACACAGCUUCCACCAGAGACGCUUUUAUGAACAGGUGGCACCUCCAGCAAGUGUUUCUGAAGCUAAGGGAAGGCGAGAUCAUCGAGAUUUUCAACAAGACAGAAUCUGAAGAGUAACUUCACAUAGAAACAUUUCAUUUCAUUUGUUAAUAAAUAAUGUUUGGCGGCCUGAUUUUUAACUAAUGUGAUUAUGGCAUUCACAUAUAUUUAUCUACUUUAAAUGUUAAUAUAUAUAUAUAUAUAUAUAUAUAUAUAUAUAUAUAUAUAUAUAUAUAUAUAUAUAUAUAUAUAUAUAUGUGUGUGUGUGUGUGUGUGUGUGUGUGUGUGUGUGUGUGUGUUUGUGUGUUUCAUGUGAAGCACUUUAUUUUGGGGCUAGCUUGGAAAAAAGUGUUUCAUUAAGGAUGGGUGAUGUAUAAAUCCUACACUGUAAUUUUGUUUUGUUAUCUUAUUAUUAAGCAUGUCUUUUUUCACACACAUGCAUAAACAUAAACAAUCUUACUACAUUAAAUAUAUACAGUUGGCAUAAAGCUUUUAAAGCUGAUCUAAACAUGAUGUGGAAGCAGGGUCACAUAAAUUCAAGUGAGUCAAGAGAUAAUAACCUUGAUCUGUCUGAUUUUCUACCUUAAAAUGUGUAUAAAAAAGGCAAUUCAUUACAGCUUGUAAUACCAACACUGGGGUCUUUGGAUCAUCUGUUAUGCCAUUGUGACUGGUCUUGUGUCAUUGUAGUUACUAAACUUCACCAGUAGGUGUCAUUAAAAGAUUAUUAUUCAGUAACCCAAGAAAUUUGAAUCAUGUAUUUCUCAAUUAAUAAAUAAAGCCGAUGAUUUAAUUUAGUGAAAGAUACAAAAUCAGGUUUAUGUAGUGCUGUAAGGUGUGAUUAAGUUAGAUUUGUCGUUAUGAGUGACAAUUUUGUGCCAAUUAUUUUUUCUAAAAUAAAAAAAUUGCUUUAAGCAUGCUGUAUAUAUAAUAUAAUUUUAGCCAUGUGCUAAAAAUUUACUUUGGCACUUGUGUCAUUUAUUCAUUUGACAAAUUUAAACCAUGCUCAGUUCAUAAUAACCUUAAGUAUCAUAAAUCUAUAUUCACAGGAGGCAGCAGACAUCAUCCACAGAAACCCAGUGACCCAGUUUAGCCACAAGGCCUGUAGUACCAGACUCUCUCUCUCUCUCUCUCGCUCUGAUCCACAUCUCUCAUUAGCUUUUUUGGUUGAAAGAUUGAGGCCAGAAAACCCAAAAAGUUUAAAUAAAAAUCAACACUUAAAGCUAUGAUGAUGAUGUUAAUAAUAACAACUAUUAGUGUAAUAUUGCAUUCAUUUUAUGUAUUAUUCUUAGUAUGGAAUAGUAUAUUAGUCAUACAGUAUGUAAAAACAACUUACUAUAUUUGCCAAAAUGCUCAGCAACAGAACUGUGUACAAAAUUGCAUCCCACAAUGCAAUGCAUUUACGCUAGCGCUUCACUCUCCAGUUCUCUCUGAAUCUGUUUUGAAUCUGAAUAAACCUUGGUUCCAGACCAAGCUGGGGCUUCAUGUCUCAAACUUUCCUCCUUCUCUCAAGCCCUUCAAAAAUCCCACUGUUAUCCCCCAAAACCACCCGCUCCUGCUCCAGAAAUAUCCUCAUAUUCCUCAGAGCUCUGGGGACCAUCUGUCUUCACUUCCAUCUGCCAAAACAUCCAUGCAUAUAAAUACUUCCUCCAAUCUGUUUUCAUCUGAUUUUGCAAUAUUUCAUAUUACAUCACAGUGUAUUAACCAUUGCAACGUAUAAAUCCUUCAUUAAAUGACGUCAAGUUUCUCA
Molecule: messenger RNA, 2269 nt
Organism: Puntigrus tetrazona (Sumatra barb)
Lineage: Eukaryota; Metazoa; Chordata; Actinopteri; Cypriniformes; Cyprinidae
Product: cytochrome c oxidase assembly factor 1 homolog
Exons: 5
Coding region: 196-600 (134 amino acids)
Biological process (GO): mitochondrial respiratory chain complex I assembly; mitochondrial respiratory chain complex IV assembly
Cellular component (GO): mitochondrial inner membrane
Source: RefSeq, a predicted model, not a curated record